UGGGCGGGCGGAGCCGAUCGCCGGGCCCUGGUCACCGCUGGCGGAGUCCCCCGUGCCGCGGGGCCCGGAGCAUCCUAGGCAUCCGCGGCCACGCCGGCCUCACCUCGCGAGCAGCGCCUCGGCCGGGGGGCCGUCUGGGAAUUCUGGGCACCGUCACGCUAGGCCUGGGACCCAGGCCUAACUUUCCCAAGCCUCAGCUUCCGCUUUCGGAAUUGGUCUUACUAAGAGUGCCUUAAGGGGUUGUUGGGACGGUCUCUGGUGGCAAGGAGAAGACAGGGCUCCGGGCGUGGCACGUGAGAAGCCCAGUCGGGGCGUGGUGGUUUCUUGGGGCUCUUGUGGACGUUUCCAGCCCAGAGUGCCCAGGAUGGCCUUCACCCCCCACCCCCCGCCCCCGGAACACCCCUCUGCAGUCAGGCUUAGAGGAUGGGGUUGGGUGAUAACAUGCGACCAGAGCAAAGACCGGACUUUGAACAACAGAGGGAGGAGCUUUUGUACCUAAGACACCUCUUACUUGGAGCCCAGGGACUUUUAUUUGGCCUAGACAGGGCGUUUAGAAGUUAUCAACAUUUAAAAAUUUCAGAGUUGCCUUCUGGCUCAGUGGGUUAAGCAUCCUGCUAUGGCUCGGGGUCAUUGCUGUGGUGGGGGUUCAUCCUGGCUCAGGAACUUCAGCAUGCUGUAGGUUGAGCAAAAAAAAAAAAAAAAAAAAAAAAAAAGAAGAAGAAGAAGAAAAGAAAGAAAGAAAAGGGAAAAAAUGAUUUUAUGUUAUUUAAAAAUGUUUACAAUUCUUCCCAGAAAAUGAGAAGACCUGGCCACAUGGAGUAUUUUUCCAUCAUAGAAUUUUGCACAAGAUACAAGUACCUCAUUUAUCUGUUUAUUUUUUUUCUCUGGUAAAAUGCUCCUUCCUAGGCCAGAGUGUGUGCUCACCCUCAUUUUUUAUAGGAUGAAAGCUUUGAGAACUGUGUGUAAAAUUAAUCAAGGGAAACUUUACUAAAAUAGAGGCAAAGAAGCAAGACAGAGGAGCACUUAACAGUCAAUACAAUCUCUGUAGCAAGAGACCUUCUUGGCUUCUCUGGCAGGAAGUGACACUACUACUGCCAGCAGGAAGGUAAAAAAAGACUUUCUCCUUCCCUGGCAACAGCUCAGCCAAUGAAAAGCCACUAUACUUCCAAAUCCCUAUGUCUUCCAAUGGACUUUUUUUUUUUUUUUUUGGUCUUUUUAGGGCCCCACCCACAGCAUAUGGAGGUUCCCAGUCUAGGGGUCCGAUCAGAGCUACAGCUGCCGGCCUACACCACAGCCACAGCCACACCAGGUCCAAGCCACAUCUGCGACCUACACCACAGCUCACGGCAAAGCCAGAUCGUUAACCCAUUGAGCAAAGCCAGGGAUCAAACCUGCAACCUCAUGGUUUCUAGGGUUUGUUUCUGCUGUGCCAUGACAGGAACUCCGACUUUCUGUUUAUAAUGGCCUCCCUAUCUUGCACUUCUCUAUAAAAGAGUUCCCUCUCCGUAACAGGACUUGUUAGCAUUACACGAAGGUUUCAACCUGGAUCCAGAGAAGACUCCCCAACAACUCCAAGGCUGGUGAGCAAACAGGUGCUGGUACCUACAGAGAAAGCCCGGAGCUCACUCAUUGCUUUCUUGCCAACUUUGGAGUUUGAGGGCUUGUGUGUGCCCCCUGCCCUGCACAGCCAUGGCCCUGGUCAGCAUCAACCAGCUGCCCGAGAGCAUCCUGCUGGAGGUGUUCACGCACCUGCCCGCCCGCCAGCUGCUGCUGAACUGCCGCCCCGUCUGCAGCCUCUGGCGUGACCUCAUUGACCUCGUGACCCUCUGGAAGCGCAAAUGCCUAUGUGAGGGCUUCGUCGCUGAGGACUGGGACCAGCCCGUGGCCGACUGGAAGGUCUUCUACUUUCUGUGCAGCCUCCGCAGGAACCUCCUGCGCAACCCGUGUGCUGAAGAUGAUAUGACGUCCUGGAAAAUUGACUCCAAUGGGGGGAACCACUGGAAGGUAGAGAGCCUUCCUGGAGCCCACGGCACAGAUUUUCCCGACUCCAAAGUCAAGAAGUACUUUGUCACAUCUUACGGCAUGUGCCUCAAGUCCCAGCUGAUAGACCUUAAAGCUGAGGGCUACUGGGAAGAACUGCUGGACAAGUUCCGGCCAGACAUCGUGGUCAAGGACUGGUUCGCCGCCAGAGCAGACUGUGGCUGCACCUACCACAUCCGAGUACAGCUGGCCUCCGCUGACUACAUCGUCCUGGCCUCCUUCGAGCCCCCGCCUGUGACCAUCCCUCAGUGGAACGAUGCCAGGUGGACAGAGGUCUCCCACACCUUCUCAGAUUACCCUCCAGGUGUCCGCCACAUCCUCUUCCAGCACGGGGGCAAGGACACCCAGUACUGGGCAGGCUGGUACGGGCCCCGGGUCACCAACAGCAGCAUCAUCGUCAGCCACAGGAUGAGCAGGAGUCCAGCCCCCUCGGUCGUACAGCCUUAGCCCAUGCAGGGGCCAAGGGAGGCCACCCCCCCUCCCUUCCCCACUCCUUCCCCAGAGGCCCUCCUGACAGUCAGCCAUGCAUCUGUCCUCUGUCCAGGCCAGCCGAGCACCAAGGGUCACCUCCAGGCAAGGGCUGAGCCAGCAGCAGGCAAUAAGGUCCCUGCCCCGGCCCCAGCCUAGGCCAGACCCACCAGUCUGUGAACUUACUGUCACGCAGCUCUGAUAUCUUGUUGUAAUAAAUGUUUUCAAUAAAAGUAGCCUGGGGUUGGGUCUAGGGGUGAGGGCACAAGGUCCUUAGCACUUUGGCAGAGAAGCAGCCCCCCCUCAACCCCGGGUAGUGACAGCUCGGCUCAGCCUGGGGGCUCUUUAUUGAAACGACUCACAGCAUAGCAUUUGAGACAGACAGCACUGGCAGCCGGGUCCCAGAAGGCUGAGAAACUGAGGUCUCAGCCCCCUUCACUGCCCUCCUCGGAGAGUCCCUCCAUGCAGGCAGCCAGGCCUGAGCAGCCCCAACCUGGAGGGUGGGGUGGUCCACACACAGAGGCGAUAAGAGCACUUGGAGUCAGGGUGGCCCUGCAGCACUGCCCUAGGCUGGGCCCCCCGAAGUCCGACAGCUGCGGCAUCCACGGGGUGGGGGGUGGGGCAGGCACACCCUCAGCUGCUUUUAUGAGCUCGCUCUUCCACGUACAGCUGCAUCUGAUGGACAGGAACGAACAACCAAGGUCAGGUGGACGGCCCGGGCACCUCCAUUGGAGAAUCAAUCCCCGGGGUCUCUGCCAAGGGUGGGACUGUGUGGCCCCAGCCAGGGGUUAAGGAAAGAGGGAAUUGGGAGCCUUACACGGGCCUGCCCCCAAGCCUGGAUCCACAAGCCCUCGGGCCAGGCCUCAGCAUACCCUAAAUAAAGCGAACUCGGGCCCCAAGCAUCUCACCUUUAA
This is a messenger RNA of Sus scrofa (pig), 3422 nucleotides long. The record is from RefSeq and is a predicted model, not a curated record. Lineage: Eukaryota; Metazoa; Chordata; Mammalia; Artiodactyla; Suidae.